AUGGCCUCGAACACUGCACCUGCCAACGUUGGCGCGCCAAAUCAGACGCUGUACUGCACAAACCUCCCAGAUAAGAUCAAGAAGCCUGAUCUGAGGACGGCUCUCUACACCCUUUUCUCUACAUACGGCGCGGUUCUCGAUGUGGUAGCCAUGAGAUCGAAGGGUAUGCGCGGACAAGCACAUAUUGUGUUUAGGGACGUUCAAACGAGCACACAGGCGAUGAGGGCGCUCCAAGGUUUCGAUUUCUUUGGAAAAGAAAUGAAAAUUGUUUAUGCCAAAGGAAACUCAGAUAUAAUUGCCAAGUUGCGUGGCACUUACAAUCCAUCAGGCCCAAGUGAAGACCAGGGAAUAUCAACGGAGCUUCAGAAAUCCAUUUUUAAUGCGCCGCCCUCCGCGGCCACGGCUACGACUUCCAUACCACCUAAACCGGCUAAUAGCGAGGCUGCCGAGCCAGCACCACCACAGGGUGUGAAACGAACACGAGAGGAGGAAAGUGAUGGCGAAGCACCUAUGGACGAGGAAAGUGACGUGUCUAUGGAAGCAUCUUCCGAUGAGGACUAA
This is a messenger RNA of Trichophyton rubrum CBS 118892, 561 nucleotides long. RefSeq lists its product as uncharacterized. The transcript is spliced from 3 exons. The record is from RefSeq and is a predicted model, not a curated record. NCBI's taxonomy places the organism in Eukaryota, Fungi, Ascomycota, Eurotiomycetes, Onygenales, Arthrodermataceae. The coding region runs from base 1 to 561 and encodes 186 amino acids. Gene Ontology annotation, molecular function: RNA binding.